Molecule: messenger RNA, 14162 nt
Organism: Catharus ustulatus (Swainson's thrush)
Lineage: Eukaryota; Metazoa; Chordata; Aves; Passeriformes; Turdidae
Gene: KCNH5
Product: potassium voltage-gated channel subfamily H member 5
Exons: 11
Coding region: 42-3011 (989 amino acids)
Biological process (GO): regulation of membrane potential; potassium ion transmembrane transport
Cellular component (GO): membrane
Molecular function (GO): voltage-gated potassium channel activity
Source: RefSeq, a predicted model, not a curated record
UGCCGCCGCGCACCCCCGGCCCCCGAGCCCGGCGCUGCAGGAUGCCGGGGGGCAAGAGAGGGCUGGUGGCACCGCAGAACACCUUCCUGGAGAACAUCGUCCGGCGCUCCAGCGAAUCCAGUUUUUUGUUGGGGAACGCCCAGAUUGUGGACUGGCCCGUAGUUUACAGUAAUGACGGAUUUUGCAAACUCUCUGGGUACCACCGAGCUGACGUCAUGCAGAAGAGCAGCACUUGCAGUUUUAUGUAUGGUGAACUGACAGACAAGAAGACCAUUGAAAAAGUCAGACAGACUUUUGACAACUAUGAGUCAAACUGCUUCGAAAUUCUCCUCUACAAGAAAAACAGAACCCCAGUUUGGUUCUACAUGCAAAUUGCACCUAUAAGAAAUGAGCAUGAAAAAGUGGUUUUGUUCUUGUGCACUUUUAAGGAUAUCACUUUAUUCAAACAACCGAUCGAAGAUGAUUCAACAAAAGGCUGGACCAAGUUUGCGCGGCUGACGCGGGCGCUGACCAACAGCCGGAGCGUGCUGCAGCAGCUGACGCCCAUGAACAAGGCUGAGGUGGUGCACAAGCACUCCCGCUUGGCAGAGGUUCUCCAGCUGGGAUCUGAUAUUCUUCCUCAGUACAAGCAAGAAGCUCCAAAGACUCCACCACACAUCAUCCUCCACUAUUGUGCUUUUAAGACCACCUGGGACUGGGUCAUCCUAAUUCUAACCUUCUACACAGCAAUCAUGGUUCCAUACAACGUGUCCUUCAAGACAAAGCAGAACAACAUUGCCUGGCUCGUGCUGGACAGCGUUGUGGACGUUAUUUUUCUGGUUGACAUUGUUUUGAACUUUCACACCACCUUUGUUGGCCCUGGGGGAGAGGUUAUCUCUGAUCCCAAGCUGAUACGGAUGAACUACCUGAAGACGUGGUUUGUGAUUGAUCUUCUGUCCUGUUUACCAUACGACAUCAUCAAUGCCUUUGAGAAUGUGGAUGAGGGAAUCAGCAGCCUCUUCAGCUCCCUAAAAGUGGUGCGCCUGCUGCGGCUGGGUCGGGUGGCCCGGAAGCUGGACCAUUACCUGGAAUAUGGUGCUGCUGUGCUGGUGCUGCUGGUGUGUGUGUUUGGGCUGGUGGCCCACUGGCUGGCCUGCAUCUGGUACAGCAUUGGGGACUAUGAAGUGAUAGAUGAACUGACCAACACCAUCAAAACAGACAGUUGGCUCUACCAGCUGGCCCUGAGCAUCGGGACCCCAUAUCGCUACAACACCACGGGCUCGGGCCAGUGGGAAGGAGGGCCCAGCAAAGACUCCUUGUACAUAUCCUCUCUCUACUUUACCAUGACAAGCCUUACAACCAUAGGAUUUGGGAACAUUGCACCCACCACCGAUGGGGAGAAGAUUUUUUCGGUGGCCAUGAUGAUGGUUGGCUCUCUUCUUUAUGCAACUAUUUUUGGAAACGUCACCACCAUUUUCCAGCAAAUGUAUGCCAACACCAACCGCUACCAUGAGAUGCUGAACAAUGUGAGGGAUUUCCUAAAAUUAUAUCAAGUCCCAAAAGGCCUUAGUGAAAGAGUCAUGGAUUAUAUUGUCUCAACCUGGUCCAUGUCUAAAGGAAUUGACACAGAAAAGGUCCUGUCGAUCUGCCCAAAGGACAUGAGAGCAGACAUCUGCGUGCACCUGAACAGGAAGGUGUUCAACGAGCACCCUGCCUUCCGGCUGGCCAGCGACGGCUGCCUGCGAGCCCUGGCCGUGGAGUUCCAGACCAUCCAUUGUGCCCCAGGGGACCUCAUCUACCACGCUGGGGAAAGCGUUGAUGCUCUCUGCUUCGUGGUCUCAGGAUCCUUGGAAGUCAUCCAGGACGACGAGGUGGUGGCUAUUUUAGGUAAAGGUGAUGUGUUUGGUGAUAUCUUCUGGAAGGAAACCAGCCUGGCCCAUGCAUGUGCCAAUGUUCGGGCUCUGACCUACUGCGAUUUGCAUAUAAUCAAGCGAGAAGCCUUGCUGAAAGUGCUGGACUUCUACACUGCUUUUGCAAACUCCUUCUCCAGGAACCUCACUCUCACCUGCAAUCUGAGGAAGAGGAUCAUCUUUAGGAAGAUCAGCGACGUCAAGAAGGAGGAAGAGGAGCGCCUGCGCCAGAAGAACGAGGUGACGCUGAGCAUCCCCGUGGACCACCCUGUGCGGAAACUCUUCCAGAAAUUCAAGCAGCAGAAGGAGAUGCGCAAUCAAGGCUCGACCCACAUGGACCCGGAGCGGAACCAGCUGCAGGUGGAGAGCAGGAGCGUGCAGAACGGGGCCUCCAUCACGGGCACCAGCGUGGUCACUGUGUCGCAGAUCACGCCCAUCCAGACCACCCUGGCGUACAUGAAAACCAGCGAGGCCGUCAAGCCCAACAACCGCGACGCCAUGGAGCUCAAGCCCAACGCCAACGGGGACCAGAAAUGCCUCAAGGUGAACAGCCCCAUGCGGAUGAAAAACGGGAACGGGAAGGGCUGGUUGCGGCUGAAGAACACCAUGGGCGCCCACGAGGAGAAGAAGGAGGACUGGAACAACGUCACCAAGGCUGAGUCCAUGGGGUUGCUCUCCGACGACCCCAAGUCCAACGACUCGGAGAACGGUGUAAAUAAAAACCCGCUGAGGAAAACAGACUCUUGUGACAGUGGAAUAACAAAAAGUGACCUUCGCUUGGAUAAAGCUGGUGAGACUCGCAGCCCCCUGGAGCACAGCCCCAUCCAGGCGGAUGCUAGGUGUCCUUUCUACCCCAUUCCUGAGCAGGCCUUACAAACCACGCUGCAGGAAGUCAAGCACGAACUCAAAGAAGAUAUCCAGCUGCUAAGCAGCAGGAUGGCUGCCCUUGAGAAGCAGGUGGCAGAAAUUUUAAAAAUAUUGUCUGAAAAGAACGUAUCCCAGCUCUCUUCCCCCAAGUCUCAUUUAUCACCCCAGUCCCCUCCCCAGAUAUCCUGUCAGGAUAUUUUUAGUGUUUCAAGGCCUGCAUCACCUGAAUCUGAAAAAGAUGAAAUCCACUUUUAGCAUAUACCUAUGUGUAUAUAUGUAUACAGUAUAUAUGCAGAGGUGUAUAUAUACCUUUAUACAUAUAUAUAUACGUGUGUGUAUAUGGUAAAUAUAUAUAUACAUAUAUAUUUUCACUUGCAUCCAAAAUGACUUGAACACACCAAGGAUUUUGAUAUGUAAAUAUUGCAUGUCCAGCUGGAUUCUGGCCUGCCAAAGAAAGCAAUUAUUAACAUAGAUAUUGCUUGUAUAAUAUGCAGUUGACUGCAUGCACACUUUACAUUUAUUUAUAAUCUCUAUUAUGUAAUAAAAGAAUGACUUUUGUUUAACAAAGGCAAUGUACUAUUUAAAGAAUCAGGGUCUAACCUGCCAAUAUUGCCAUGUCAGUUUUGAUCUCAGGCUGGGUGAAUUGAGCUUUUAUUUCCUCAUUGUCUUUUCUGCCGAGUUAAACAGUAGAUUAAUAUGACGUGAAGGACACGUUCAGACUCCUGUUAGUAUUGUUUCCUGGUAUCAUUCCAUGACAAUAUACUGUAUAUUUGGUGAUGAAUUCCCCUACUCCUCCUAAAAGGAGGGCUCAGCUCAGUGGGCAGGGAAGGGCACCGUGCCUGGUGCUAGGGUGGAUCACUGGAAUUUAUUUGUGUGGGUAUUGUGCAUGCACAGCCUUUUAUUUCAAAUAUCCUCCUGCUCUUUUAACAUCGUAAGUAAGAAAUAAUAAUAAUAAUAAGAGUAAUAACAAUGGUGAUUUAUGUAACAAAAUGAAACUAACAGAAACUCUCUCAGUUGCACUCCCUGAGUGGUUGGGGGUAACUUCUUUCUUGAAAGCCUCCUUUUACUGAUGCCAUUUUUACUGAACUGUUAGAGUAACAUUAUGUAAAUUCUCUUUGCAGCACUCGGUGGUGGUGUCCGGUUCUGUCAGUAUCUUCAUUAGCAUGUCCCAUUUUUGUGGGGUUGAAGUUGCUCUCCCACUGUCCCCCCUGUUGCCCCUGGCAGAAAGACUUUGCAUGAGGUCUGAGCAAGGAAAGGAACGCUCACAGUUCAGCUUCCUGGGAACCGCGUGAGCAGGUUUGAAAGCCUGGAGUUAAAAGGCUGCAGUUUAUCCCCCUCCACUCUCUUUCAUGAGGGCAUUUAUCAGUCUGCAGCUGCCUUUAGAAAGAGAGAAAAUAACUGGUCAGGAUGUAAUUCUCUUUGGUCCAAGGUGCUUGGAUGAUAAUGUGUGGGUGGGUGUGCUGGGGGAUGCAGUCCUGCCUGGAGCACUGCUUGUGCCUGGGGCUUGGGGAGGAUUUCAGUGCAUGGAGGAGGCACAUUUCUAGAGCAGGCUUGCAGUGCCCACACAGCCAGGUCCCACACGUGCUGAGUCCCUCAGGUCUGUGCCAGAGGCUCUGACCCUCUUAGCUCACUCCCAUUGGCAUCUUCCAGUCUUGGGCCAUGCUCAGACCUUCUCUCCCAGGCUGGAGCUGCUGGCUUUGCAGGGCUGCAGCAGGGCAGGCUUUGCACUGGAUCUUGUUUGAUCUCCUGUUUGGAGCUGGGCUUUUGGACUCUGCCUAGGGCUGCCCCUGAGUAUGGUGGAGGUUUUGCCUCUCGGUUUGCACUAGUUUGAAUCCAGCUACACAAGAUGCAUAGCAGAAAUUGCCAUUGCAGCUUCAGAGAUGUUACCUGGUGUAGCGUGAGGCCAGCCCAGCAGAGCACAGUGGCUCCUUCAGAGAAGGAUUCCCCCUCUCUCUGGCUUAAAUGACCUCUUGUGUCAAGGUCCCAUGUUUUCAAAAGUGCCUGGAGUAAAACAUGUAUGUACCACAAGGCAUCACUAUUAAUCAGGUGUAUCAAAUCCAUGGUUCUAAACACACACCAGUAUUAGAUCCAUUUUUUAACAUUAGAAAACUAGACCUAACUAAAUCACUUCCUUAAAAAAACUAAUAAAAUCCUUAAAACCCAAACAAACCAUCAUUUGCAGUAGUGGCAAUUAGGAAUCUAUAUCUUAGGGUGAACAUAUCUUCAACUGUGAAAUCCAAACCCAUAAAGCUCCAAAAGCUCAUAAGAUAGCCAAAGAAGUCAUUGCUUCUAUUGUGCCAACUCAUGGAAGCUUUCUGGCCAAUGAUAGUUUUUUUCUGUCCUGUUUCUGCCACUUUCUUUAGGAAAUCAGAGAUUCCAAAAGACAAAAAAAAAUAAAUUAUAAAAGCCACGGUAAGGGACAACUCUUCCCAAAGCCUGGUGAUCAGGCCACCUGCUCAUUUUAGUUCUCUGCAGCUGCAGGUGCCUCUGUCAAAAUUUUCAGCUGUCUGUUGCAGCUGCUGUUCUGACACAAGUGCAAAUCCAUGACUCUGCAUCCAUGGGUUGAACUGCAAGAACAACCUGCACCUGCAGAACAACAGGACCUCCCCUUCCUGUGAUAAAGCCUCCCAUGGGACUCUGAAAGAAUGGGGGUGUUAUGGGGUUAGGGAGUUACAGGGUUGCUGAAGGAGUCUGCACAGACCUUGUGGGUACAGUUUAAGUGCCAAGAUUUCAAGUGUUGAAUGUUCUUGCCUGACUUGGUCUGCUGGCUGAGACAGACACAGCCACUGCCCAGGGUGUGUCUGAGUCAUACAGGCUCAGUGGGGCCAGACUCUGGGGCCAGACUUUGUUAAAAUUCCUGGAAUGCAUGAACUUGCCAUGAAGUGAUGCUGCAAAAGACACAGCAGGAUAAUGAGGGCUGGCUUUGUUAGAGAGCUUUAGCCUUAAUGGGAUUCCUCUGCCAUUGUGACAGACUGCUUUUCUUUAUUGUAACUGAUAUUAAUCCUAGGUAGAACUGCAUGGCAUGCAAAGGGAUCUCUGUUUAGGUUUAUCUUGCAAGUCAGGUGUAACUUUGUGCCACUUUACAAUGAGAGAAUGUGUUAACAGGAUUAGUCUGACCUUGAAAAUCUUUUGGGCGGGCCCAGAAUGUCUAUUACAGUUCAAGUGCAGCUUGGGUGGUUCAAAUGUGCAGUGAUUAAUAGUGUAAAAUACCAAGUUCCUGAAACAAAUACCGUGUCUCCAGGUCUACUUCUAGUGCUGCUUUGACUCUGAUAUUCCAACACUGUCCAUUGCAAGUUCAGUGGAGCCAGCUUGUACAAAGCAGGGGCGAGAUGGGUGCCCUGCAGGCACAGUCAGUGCAGCCUGUGGAUGGGCUGUCCCAGGCUCUGUGUGCUGGGGGAGGCCAGAUUUGUGGGGUUGUCUCUGGGUGGAGCAAUUCUGAAGGACUUUGCCUCCAAAAUUCGUGUAGGGAGCGUUACAUGUUCCAUGGAGUUGUCAGCGGUUCGUCUCUCGUCCCCUCACCUUGUGCAGGAUGUGACAAGUGUCUGGGGAUUUCCUUCUCUCUUAAAAAGCAUGAGUCCCAGUCCUGCAGUUCAGGCUGGACCACCUGUAGUCAUUAAAUCAGGACACCAAGGUGUCACUUCCACCCAGGCCAGUGCUCAAGCAGCAAUGCACCAUGUGGAGGGAGCUCUUGGCUGCAUGCUUUCCUUUCCUGUAAGAGCUCAAAACCUGUACAGAUGUUCCUGCCAGAUGCUGGGAACAGCAUCCUUAGCACCUACCCUGUGCUUUGUGGGUCCAAAGCAUUUUACCUGCACACGAGUGGAUUUUAUCUUCCCAGACUUUGGAAUAGAAAUAAAACAUGUACAGAAAAUGUGUACAGAAAAGUAAACACCUUCCAAAGCAAAUGAACUAGAGUACUUUUAAUAGCUUUUUUUUUGUGUAAUGUUGCAUAUAAGAGAAUAGCACUUCAGGAUACUUACUAAAAAAAAUUGUUGUAGUGAGGAUUCAGUUCUUCUGAAUUUGUGUUUGUAAAUCCUUUUCUUCCUGCCUUUGCCAGGGCAUGGGGGUUAGAGCAGAGCUGAUUCUGGAAGUGACAGACUUAAGCUUUGUCCAUUUUUCUUUUCCCUGUUCUGCAGAAGUAGCACAGCUAUGGGGGCUUGAUGCUGCACUGAAGUUGGGCUUAUUGCUAAACUCAAGUUCAGUCUUCAUUUACCACCACAUGGAGAGUAACCCUGUUGCACAGGUGUGAAGGUUCAACCUGAUAAUCAAAUCAGACUAAUAUAUAUUUUGAAUCAGGACAGUUUCAAAGGACUGGAAGCUGCAGAAAUAAUGCUGUACUCUUUGCAAAGCCAGGAGCAGUUGCUCUGGAAGUAACUGAGACGGUUCCAGAGACGUCAUUGCCUGGGUCAGAAAACAGAUGUUGUGCUCGUGAAAUAGCUUAGAGGCUUUUUGGGGAAAAAAGAUGUCCUGAAAUGGAAGGGAGAACAAAAAAAAAAAGCCAAAGGUUUAAUAUGGAAUUUGGGAGAGGACACAGAGGGAUGUAUUAUGUGAAAUUUACACUUUUUUACUCAGAUUUUGAGCAUUUAGAAAACCUAAGCCUAUCUUUUUGGAUGUCAGAAUUGGACAGAUUGUUUCUUAAAAUAAAUAUUUUUUUUCCUAUGUGAGGUGGUGUCAAAGUGAUACCCAUUUUAUUUUUUUAAAAAAUGUUUUCAAAUACCAUUUUCCUGCAGAGAAGGGUUUGAAUGGGUUUUGUUAACAUUGCUCUUAAUAGGCUGUAGGAGCAAAAUUUUGAUCCAUCUGAAUUUCCACAUCUGGGAAUAUUAUGUUUAUAAUUCUUCCUUAAUUUUGGGGGAAAGUGGAUAACACAAUAUCUACAUAUUUUAUUUGGUUUAAUAUUCUAUUGUGCAUUUCCAAAUGAGAUAUGUUCUUAAAGAAAAGUGCUGAAUAGAGCUAAAAUUGACAAAAAGUCCACAUUUCUUCUGGCAGAGAAGCAAUGAAUGUUCUUACACACAUAAAGAAUAUUGUGCAAAGAUCAGUGCUGUGAUAUCUAACAAAUGACAAACAAAGUAAAAUCAUCCUUACUGAGGGUGCAAUUAUUCAGGCAGAAAAUUGACCUUGCAGUGCACAGUGGGACAAGAAGGCACAUAUUGAUUUUGUAUAUUCAAAUGCCAGAUGCAUUCAGAAAGGGCUUGGCCAGGCCAUGCUGAAUAAAUUGGUUUUAUUUCUUACAUUAUGUUAAUCAGCCCCCCUGAUGCAUGGCAUGUGGACCCAGGAAUCUGAGGCAGUAUUCUCACAAACCUUUUUAUCUAUUUUCUGUAAGGCAGAUAAAUUCUUUCCUUCGUUAUUUUCUUCUUGGAGAUUCAAGCUUGCUUGGCCCACAGUCUGAGACUGCUGGUGUGCACCAGCUCUGUGUCUGGCUCUCUGCCAUGAAUACAUCAAUUAGCUUAAUUAAAAGCCCUAUAAAAAGGAUUUUGUACUAGGUUUGACUCAGCCCUCCCUGCUCCAGGACAGGAUGAGGUUGGCAGACUUUUCUGGGGUGUCAGCUGUGGAUCAGGGAAAGUCCAUUAAAAGAUAGACAAAUACAUGCUGUUAGGGGAAAAUGUGGGCUUUAGGAGAGCCAAAGCUCUUCCAGUGUCCCAAAAACCUCUUGGAAACCAUCUACAUUAUGCAGCAUCAGUGUAUGGACUCUGUAUUUGCAGCUGGCCCUGCUAUGAACAGAGAGGGUCGGACCAAGUGAUUUCCAGAAAGUCCCAAGUUUUCUUUUAUCAUUUGGCGAUUCUGUAGAUUUUAAUAGCACAAACAGGAGGUAAAAUUUGAAGGUUCUUAGUUAUGUCCUAUUUUUUUCUGCUUUUAAUUUUAAAUACCAUGCUGAGGAACAUCUUGCCAAUUUUCAAGAUAAUAGCUGUGAGAGCCAAUACUCAUCAAACAGACAGCAGAGAAAUCUGGCAUAUUCUAAAACUAUGGCAUAUAAAUAAAUUAAGCAUUUCGUGGGGCAUCAGCUAAAAUCCACACUUGGUGCCAAACUCUGAGAAUAAUGUCUCGGUGACUAUGCAGUUUCUGGAAGCAGUGGGCUGAUAUGGAUACAUCAACAACACCCACACCCUCUUCCAGCCUCUUCCCCAGUUGGAAGAUGAUUACAGUGUCUGAAAAUGCCAUCAAAAUAUCGAUAGCAUUUGAGCUGCUUUUCAGUGCUGCCCUGGCAGACGUGCACAUCCAAGGCUGUAGGAAAUGUGUGGGUUUCUCAUUAGUGGCUGGAUCUGGAGGUGAUUCUCAUCCCUGUGGAUUCUCACCCCCCUGGAUUCAGCCUGCUCCUCUCACAGUCAGUGUGUGGACACCAUGGAUGAAAAGGCCUGGGCUUGUCCAAAGGGCCUGGGCACAUCCAUGGGGUCCAUGCACAUUCCUAGGGUCUGCCCAAGCCCCAUUCCCAGGUUUAUUCCCUGCUUUUCUAGGCACAUUCACAGGUUUACACCUGGCUGUCUCAUUAGAUGUUCCAGACUCUGUAACCUCCUGGAUCUCUGUGAUGGCUCACAGGGUUACUCACAAAAUCUUCUUCAAUCUGUGGCUUAGCAACAAGUCUCCAAAUUAAACAGGUAUAACAGGGCAAGUCUUCUUCCAUUCUCAGGGCAUUAUUUUAUUUUAAAAAAACCUUAAUUUUAAUAUUUUAUUUCAUUUAAUUUCAUUUUGUGUCCCUUUUGUACACUCAGUGUUCCAUAGAAUGGCAGGGACUGGGGUGUUUGUGGAUUUUAAUGAGCCACUUUGAGAAGGGGAACUCGAGUGAGACACCAGUUUCUGCCUUGUGUGUGACCAUUCCUACUCCAGUUACACUUUGGGUGAACUUCAGCCCCAGCAGCAAUUUGAACCAGUGCCAUGUAGUGAUAGUAAAAGUUCUCUGUAUUUCCUCAGGCAAACCUAGGGCUCUGCUCAGCUUCUCCACAUGUCCUAUGCCAAGACAUGUGGGCACUUUCCUGCCCUGGACUUAUUUUCAGUAGAAUUUCCUGACAUGUUCCACCCCUUUUCUCUGUCAUCACUUUUAUUUCCUAGAAAAAGGGGGAAAAAAAGCACUUUCUGACUAAUCAUUGGGAGCUCACUUGCAUCCAAGGCUGCUGCCAGGACCAUUAGUGUGAGGUCACAGUUCAGUUUGUAAAUUGGGUGUUUUAUCUGAGCUCUCAUGGAAAAAGCCUUUUUUUUUUUUUUCUAAAGGAAAACAAAAUUUCUGCUCUGCUUCUAAUUAGUCCUCUGUUGUCCCUGCAGGAUUAAUUACUGCCUUCUUCACUCAAAUCAUCAAAUGCUAUUUGGCAACAGUUUCUUUUUAAAAUUUUAUUUUAGGUAUAAUUAGGAGUCCUGGCAUUACAAACAAGCUCAGUCAGGUUGUACCUUAAAAUUACAGAGCUGAAAUGUCACCUCAACUAGUAGUUUAUACCUGGCUUUUGAAUCCCAACAACCCAAAUGCACUCAGUGCAUGUUCAGAGCUCAUCCCUCUGAGGUCACCAUCAGGUCAGUGUGAACAUCCUCCUCCUGAAAUCAAUCCCAGGAGGGGUUUAUUCUGCAGGGUCCUCCCACAAUGGGACUUUAGGAAAGGAUUAUGGGUGCAAGGAUGCAAUGGCACCUCCCAGCUCUUCCUGCUGCCUGUUGAUGGUCUGUAGAGUCCCAGACACAUCUCCUUCCCAUUUAAAGGAAGGGCUGAGGGACACCCACUGCCUAAUUCUAUCAAGUGGUAAAUUGAAUUUAUUGAGUGAGAGAGGCAGUAGCCAGUAAGAAGGCAGGAUUUUGGUUUUAAAAAUCUGCCUGGUGGGAAUUGGGCAAGCUACCAGAAAGACAAUAAAGGAUUUAUCUGGCAAUGCCUGCCAAAGGAAUGCCACACAUGUGAGCAGGAGAAUUUAUUAAUACCAGUGGAAAAGCUCAUUAGCAUUGAAGUGCAAAGCAGGUCUGUAAAUGUACCUUUCAGCUGUCCCAAUAAAACCCCUGCACUCACACAGGGAAUGCUGAGGCUCGUUUCUAUGGAGGGUAGAACUGGCUAAUGAGCUUUCCCAGAAAACUUGCACACAAACCAUGAUUUCUCAAAUGUAAUAGUUGGCACUAUUUCACUUCCAUGGGCACGUGUCGCAGCUGACCUCAGUGUCAGCCUCUCCCUGCCCCUGGUUUCACAGGGAUUCAGAGAUGCUCCAAAGCUGGUGCUGCAGCAUUUCUCCCAGGGCAGGUUUGUCCCCCGCUUUACUUGUCAGUGAUUGUUGAUCUGCAGCUCUGUAAGGGAUGUGGGACACCCCACAAAGCUGCAGCUUGUGGGGCUGCAGGCAGAGGUAAAGGCUCACCAUAUUGUGUCUGGAAAGCAUGCCAGCCAUAAAAAUACUCUUGCUAACUGUUUAAAGCUCCAAUGCCUUAUCAGCACAGUUUAUGUAAGAAAAUCCCAUUAGUACUGCCAACCAUUCUCACAUGAAUUAGGACAUGAUAUGCUUCAUAAACCUUACAUGCCUAUUGACUGUUCUUAUGCAUGGAGACUUGGCUGGGCUUUUAUGUGCAGGUGUAGCUCUGUAUCUUGAGUUCAUUUCUGUGUUUUGAAAGCUACAUCAUAUGAAGCAGGAUAUUUUCCACAGCAAAAUGCAGUGUUUUCCUUCCUUGUUUGUUUGUUUAUAUAUUUUCUCUUUCUCUCUCCUUCCUUCCUCCCUUGUUUUCUUGCCUCGAUCGUUAGGCUAGCAAAUUGCAGAAAUGGGGAGAUUGAUUAAGUGAUGUUGCAUCAGCAGAUUUAAUGAGGUAAUGAUCUGUUUUCCUAUUUGUGUUCAGAAGAAAUAAUAUGCUAAUAAGAAUUGUAGCAAGAGCUGAUUUUUUAAUGUCCUGCUUAAAUACCAGCAAGCGACUGAGUGGUUCAGUGAAGUGGUCUCAGCAGAUCUUCUAAAUUGUGUUCUCUGCUUUGGAGGUAAAUAUUUUCAAGCUUUGAGCAUCUUGUGUAAAUAUUCUCUCUAAGGCUAGUGGAAGUCUUUCCAUUAAUUUCUCUAACUCUAACCCAGUUCUUGCAGAGGGACCAGGACACUGAGUCCCAGCGUGGGCUGAGCUUUCUCAAAACUGAGAACUCUGGGUACUAGAAUUUUAAUUUCAGGCCCUUGCCUAAUGCAAAUGGGUCCAAGAUUUCAUGCCCUACUAAAUGUUGCAUGCUGAAUGCAGAAAUGUAGAGGAUGUGUUUGAAGAUUGGGACAGCAAGGUGAAUUGAGAUGAAAAUCAGCUGAACCAAUCAGGGAAAGGGCACUUUCUAAUUAACACGUAUUUGAAUCCAAAAGGCACAUUCUAGGUGUCUGAAGUGUCAGUAAUUUCCAUCCAAAGUAACUGCUCAAAAUUCAUGACUCUCUAGAAUAUCCUUGCACAAGCCAGAUCUGUACAUAAGCUGUGCAAGCUCUCUCUGGGGAGAAGCACAGUUAAAAAUAAAGCUAUUAUUGCUACCACAGAGAGAUGAUGACAAAGACAAGAGGCUGAGCACCAGGUGCUGUGGGCCUGAAUCCUGCCAUGCAGCCCUCCAUCUGAGCAUUGCUGAUCCAGGUGUGGGCAGAUGUGCUCGACUGUUGUGUCCCCAACUGGAGCAGAGCAGGGAAGGGGCAGCUUGGGUGGGGGUCCCUGAAGUGCAGCCCCCACCCCAGACCAGGUUGGAAGGCUGAAGUUCUGGCUCUGUGAGGGACACAGGAGCUUUGGCAUGGCUUUCAGGCUUCUUCCCCUGCCUCCCCCAUCCCUCUGAUAUGCUUAUGAGUUCCCACACAUUUAGGUAACUUCAUCCUAGGCUCCCAAAUGAAGAGAAAUCUAGGGAAUUUAUACUGGAAGAAAGAGGGACAAGGGGUGGGCAUGGUCUUGCCCAUGUCUGUGCACCCUCAGCUUUGCAGUGUGUCUGCACAAGUAUCCUGGUGCUUGUGCAGAAUAACCACAAUUGUCACAGAAUAACAACAAUUAUUAGCAGGGGGAGAUUAUUUUUUAAUGAAUUGUCAUCGCAGGGGACCUCAUUGCAGUCAAAACAUUGUAUUGUUUUUCUAGGUUUUUUUCCCUAGCCUUCCCCCCCCCACCCAAAAUGACAACUGAAAACUAAACUGAGCAGGAGCUGCUGUACAAGCCUGCACAGAGAUGCUGAACCUAAAAAACCAGCCUGCCCUCACAAGGCACCCACAGGGCUGUGCUGAGCACCCAACCUCAGCAUAACCUGCCUUCUAUUUAUUUUUCUUUUUCUGCUGAAAUGCCAGUGUGAUUUUUUUUUCUUCCCUUGUAUCACCAGCCCAGCACUCCCCACUCCACAUUUGUGCUCUGGUAUCUCUCACCCUUGAGCACCUAACAGGGACUAAUCCCUGGCUUGUGGGAAUCUUCCCAUUAACAUUAGCAGGACUUUAAAAGCAUAAUGAGCUUUAAAUCCUCUUUUUCUUUUUUUUACCCUGAGGUCCUUACUUUUUGAGUUCAAGUUUCAAGGUGUCCCAUUAGCUGAAAAAGCACCAGCUGGUAUAACUGUGUUUGUGCAACCCUCGUGGAGAAGUUGGGCAAAACAACUGGUUUUAAAAGCUCAUGUUGGAAAACCCGAUCUACAGAGUAACUGUGGCUUUUGAAUGUAUGGGAUCCACAGACACUGGACUGUGGGGAGGAAAAGUAUUUUGGGAAAAAUCUUUUUUUUUGCAAGGAAGAAAUUGGGGGAAAAGGGUUAUUUCUCGGGUGAUGUUUCUUUUGUUACUACUUGCUGCUCUUUGUACACUAGCCAAUGCAAAUGACAUUCAUGUUCCCAACAAUAUUUUUGAACAGCCCAGCUAUCUUUUUUGCUGUUGUUAAUAUACUGAGGAUUUGGGAGGAUUUUAAAUGCCUCUGCCUUUCAGGAUUAUUUCUACAAAAGCAAUUGAGAACUGUGUUUUGACAGCAGGAAGCUUAUAAAAACCUAGAGAAAAAAAAAAAAUUAAAAAUAAAGCGUUUGAAACCGAACAGCUAUGAAAGGAACGCGACCUCUGCUACCAUAUCUGAAACCUGCAAAGCAAUCAGGAAUUACAUCAAGGAAGGACCAUCCUUGUACUGAAAAUCACACAUCAUUUAGUACAGAGAGGAUGCUCCCUUGGCCACCCGUGUGACUGCCCAGGAGGAAGGCGUGGGAGCGCUUUUGGUAAUCGUGACUCUCCCGUCACUGUUGGACACUGCUGUGUGUGGUUGGGUGAAACUGGUUUAUCUGUAGCAAGCUUCUUGUUGCACUUUUCUGUUUGCUAAAAUUCAACAACAAGGAAAAUCGUGGGUCACUUUAAAGCAUUGGCAGACAACUGUUUCUAACCCAAAGGAAAAUGGGUUUUAGCACAAUGAACUGUACUUCUUCAGGGAGGAUCAAUGUUGAUUUUUUUUUUUCCACACGUCUUUAUUUACAUGUGGCUAUAUUUUCAUUGAUACAGAAUAAAAAGUGCAUUUUAUUGACCUUGA